This is a messenger RNA of Debaryomyces fabryi, 804 nucleotides long. RefSeq names its product SDR family NAD(P)-dependent oxidoreductase. Bases 1 to 804 code for a protein of 267 amino acids. The record is from RefSeq and is a predicted model, not a curated record. The transcript has a single exon. Gene Ontology annotation, molecular function: protein binding; oxidoreductase activity. NCBI's taxonomy places the organism in Eukaryota, Fungi, Ascomycota, Pichiomycetes, Serinales, Debaryomycetaceae.
AUGGAUAAGACUAUGGCUGACAAAAGUAAGUUUGCAUUGAUUACAGGUGCAUCAAACGGAAUUGGUUUAGAAUUAGCACGUAUAUUCGCUAAAAAUAAUUAUGGCAUUAUUGCUGUUGCUAGGAAUAAGGACAAAUUGGAAAUUUUGAAGGAGGAAUUGCAAAAUUAUGGUUCUGAAGUUCACUUGUUGACAGCAGAUUUAAGUGAUUUCAAUGAAAUCAAAAGAAUUCAUGCGGAGGUUGAGAGUAAUAAUUGGAACAUUGAUACUCUAGUGAUUAAUGCUGGACAAGGAUUAGGAGGUGACUUCAUAGAAAACAGCAAAUUGGAAAAGGAAUUAGAAAUUAUUCGAUUGAAUGUUGAUUCCUAUGUCCAUUUAUCGAAAAUAUUUAUUCCCAGGUUGAUUGAAAGAGGUGGGGGGAAGGUUUUAAUGACAUCAUCUCUCUCUGGAACAACUCCUAUUCCUUAUGAAGCUGUCUAUGGAGCUACAAAGGCAUUUGUGAAUUCGUUUUUCUGGGCUGUUCGGAACGAGCUUAAAGGGAAAGGUGUAGAUAUGACUCUUCUUAUGCCAGGGGCAACAGAAACAAAUUUUUUCAAAAAUGCUGGCCUUGCUGAAAGUUUGAUUGGAGCUGGUGAGAAAGAUGAUGCAAGAGACGUGGCUGAAAGAGCAUGGUAUGCCUUACAGAGUGGCCAUGAAUACGUUUAUGGUAGUGAGAAGGCAGAAUAUGAAGGUGAUGUAUUGAAUAGAAUUCAAAGUGAACUGCAAAAAGCUCAGAGGCAUAGAAUUGUAUCGGAAAUUAAGAAGUGA